Messenger RNA from Arachis duranensis, 1763 nucleotides. Its product is annotated as actin-related protein 4. The transcript is spliced from 20 exons. The coding region runs from base 286 to 1605 and encodes 439 amino acids. The record is from RefSeq and is a predicted model, not a curated record. Gene Ontology annotation, cellular component: NuA4 histone acetyltransferase complex; SWI/SNF complex. Lineage: Eukaryota; Viridiplantae; Streptophyta; Magnoliopsida; Fabales; Fabaceae. Gene Ontology annotation, molecular function: chromatin binding. Gene Ontology annotation, biological process: regulation of transcription by RNA polymerase II.
AUCCUAUCAUCGUCUAUACUCAACAAAAUUAACCAUUCCACGGUUUCAUAAAAUUAUGGAGUAGCCCCCAAACUUUAACCUAUUCUUCUCUUUUUCAAUCACCAAACCCAGUGCCUCUUCAACCUCCGUCGUCGCUUUCUCCGACGACUUCGCCGGAAACGUCUCCGGCGGCGCUCCAUUUACCAGAGUUUUCAUCUCACUCGUUCCUGAGAAACCAGAGAGCGCAAACUCUUAAACCCUUUCAAAACCCUAAUCUAUAUUCGAGCUCGUGGAAUCGCUGCAGCCAUGUAUGGUGGUGAUGAAGUGUCUGCAAUAGUAAUUGACUUGGGCUCACACACAUGUAAAGCUGGUUAUGCUGGUGAAGAUGCUCCCAAGGCUGUGUUUCCCUCUGUUGUGGGGGCAAUUGAUCAAAUGGAUAUUGAUGAAGCUGAGAAUGGUGAAAAGAACUCCGAGUCUACUGCGGACGCGAAGAACAAUGACAAACCCAAGGGAAAGCGAAAGUUGUAUGUGGGAUCUCAGUCCUUGGGAUACCGCAGAGACCAUAUGGAGGUCCUGUCUCCGUUAAAGGAUGGAAUUGUUGCAGACUGGGACAUUGUUGACAACAUAUGGGAUCAUGCCUUCAGGGAGUGCCUCUUGAUUGAUCCUAAAGAGCAUCCAAUGCUACUUGCAGAACCUUCUUCUAACACUCAACAGCAGAGAGAAAGGGCUGCAGAGCUUAUGUUUGAGAAGUACAAAGCACCUGCAUUGUUUUUGGCAAAGAAUGCUGUUUUGACAUCUUUUGCAUCAGGGCGUGCUACAUCAUUAGUUGUUGAUUGUGGUGGAGGAUCAACUACAGUUGCACCGGUACAUGAUGGUUAUGUUCUUCAAAAGGCUGUGGCAACUUCUCCUAUUGGGGGAGAAUUUCUUACAGACUGCUUGAUGAAAAGCUUGGAAAGCAAGGGUAUCGUGAUAAAACCACGGUAUUCUUUUAGGAGAAAGGAAAUACGCCCUGGAGAGUUUCAGACUGUAGAUAUUGAUUUUCCAAAUACAACUGAAAGCUACAAACUCUACUCUCAGAGAGUGAUUGCAAGUGAUAUCAAAGAAUGUGUAUGCCGUGCUCCAGAUACUCCAUAUGAUGAUAGUGCAUAUUCAAACAUUCCGAUGACCCCAUAUGAGCUCCCUGAUGGCCAGACAAUUGAAAUUGGAGCAGAUAGAUUUAAGAUUCCAGAUGUUCUUUUCAAUCCAUCCCUAGUUCAGACAAUUCCUGGCAUGGAGAGCUUUGCAGAAGUUGCUCCUUCCGUUCGUGGCCUACCUCAAAUGGUUAUAGAAAGCAUUAACAAAUGUGAUGUAGACAUUCGAAGAGAGUUAUUUAGUAGCAUACUGCUUGCUGGUGGCACAGCUUCAAUGCAACAACUGAAGGAACGCCUUGAGAAGGAUUUACUAGAGGAAUCCCCUCAAGCUGCUAGAGUAAAAGUAUUAGCGAGUGGAAACGCUACUGAAAGAAGGUUUAGUGUUUGGAUAGGGGGUAGCAUAUUGGCUUCUCUUGGCUCCUUCCAGCAAAUGUGGUUCUCCAAGUCCGAGUAUGAAGAGCAUGGAGCUUCAUAUAUCCAAAGGAAGUGUCCUUAAAUUGUUAUUUGUGUGUGCAUAGGUGAUCACCUUGGGAAGUAUUGCCAUGAACGCAGACUUAGUUUUCUGUGAUUGUCUUUUAAUGUAUUUAUGUUUCAUAUUUAUAUCCAUUCCUGUUAAUUCUCAACCUAACUGCAUUAUUUACCUAGUCUAAUUGU